This is a messenger RNA of Centruroides sculpturatus (bark scorpion), 2332 nucleotides long. Its product is annotated as probable low affinity copper uptake protein 2. Gene Ontology annotation, cellular component: membrane. Gene Ontology annotation, molecular function: copper ion transmembrane transporter activity. The coding region runs from base 1551 to 1988 and encodes 145 amino acids. Lineage: Eukaryota; Metazoa; Arthropoda; Arachnida; Scorpiones; Buthidae. Gene Ontology annotation, biological process: copper ion transmembrane transport. The transcript has 3 exons. The record is from RefSeq and is a predicted model, not a curated record.
UAUACAUAUCCUGGCUUUCUUGCAUUAAAUGCGUAGAUGUGUUAAUGAUCAUUAGUUUCACUCUUUCUAAAGAAAAUAUCACUCAAAAAGUUAAAGGAUUUCAUUCCGAGAAAUCCGUUUCUUUCUUGUGGACACUACUCUUUUUUUACAUUCAUUACAGAGGCAACCAAAUGAUGGGUAGGAUCAACUUGCCUGGAUCACCACAUGAAAAUUUGAGAUUCAGAAUCAUACUCAAAUGGUGUUAUUAGAAGUAACAAAUUGUUAAUACAUCUUAUGGAUUGUUAUAUCAUUAUUAAACAGUAUACAGUUGGAUUGUUAGGUAUAUAUACAAUAAAUAACAAGUACGGUGCAACCGGCGAACCGAAUGCUUUAGAGUUUCCGAAAGUUAACUACAUAUUCUUUACAAAAGUCUUAGGAAUCAAUAGGUAUUGACCCAAAACCAUGGUCAAUAUUUAUUUGUGAUGGUAGUUGUAGUUAAGAAAGACAGCAAAAAUACAAAUGGAGUGCUGGGUGCCGUCUGUGAUUAUACUGUAGGUGAUUUGCCAGUUACGAAUCCAGAAUCGUAGAGAGAAGUCAUUUAGUAGGUUAUUCCAGAAAGGGAGAGCAGAAAUAAGGAUAAGGACUCGAGGGAUAGUCCACAUUGACGGAGAGGGAAGAGAUCAAAGUGUUAGUCAAGAAGGUCUGGGAGAUGAUACCUACAAUCAAAUUAAAUGAGAGGAAAAUGAAAUGUCUUUACCAAGGAUGUUAGUAAAUCAAGUAUGAAAGAGCAAAUAUAUUUUGUUCCGAGAGUGCAGAAGCAAAGAUUGGUGGGAGAAAUGUGAUAAUGCAACCAACAACAGAAUUGAUGGUAAUACAGGUAAUCCAAGGGCAAAUCCAUAAUACAAGAUAAUGGAGUGAAGAUUACCGAGCCGGGCAACAGUAGGAAGACCGUAUUCCACAAUGCUUUGAAUUACAGAACCCUGCACUGAGAUCUUUAGUGGCAUUUGUUAUAAAUAACAAAAAAAUAAAAAAUACUUGAAAACACGAAGUUGUUCACAUUUCUUGAUGAUGAGGCCAAGAUUUUAAUGCGAGUAACAGUAAGAAUAGUGGAGGAGAGGAUGGGCGAGGUGUUCAUAAUGUCAGAUUUAUUGGAAUGACGACGACGUGAGUUAAUGUCGAUCCUGGUAGUUACUGUAUACAAUAGUUUCACAUUUUUUAAUAAUAUAAUUAAACUAAAAUUUUAAUAAUUCAAAACAGUCUGUAUUUUUGCUCUAAUAGAUGUUUGGUUAAAAAUCCGUUUGUACAAUGUGUAUUCAGCGGUAUCAAUAUUUAUUCGGUGCGGCUGCUCUUUAAUAAAUUCCUCUGCUGUUUUAAAAAUACACACUACAGUUAAGGUAGUUUAUAUUUAAUAUAUUAAUGACGAUCUGCCUUGGCGUUAUAAACGCCGAGACCAACAACUAAGAAAAUCGAGCCGUGGAAACAUCAUUCGGUAAGUUGUAGGAUUUUAAAUAUAUAUAUAUAUGAUAACGGCAUAUUUAUUUAUUUAAACUGUUAAUUUUUAUUUAAAUUAGAUGAACACCUACUUUUCUUUCGAUUAUAAAUUGAACCAUUUCCUCUUGAAUGGAAUUUCCAUCGCGACUAUUGAAGAGAUGUUUGGAGCUUGCAUAAUAGUAUCAUUAUUGGUGUUCCUGUACGAAACUAUCAAGAUUUUCAGAAAUCGUUUGUCGCUGUUCCUACAAAACGAAGAAACGUACAGGGGUGUAAAAGUUUCAACUGACACGAAAGAAAAAACAGAUUGGAAGAGAGUUCGACAUCACGUGUUUCAGACAAUGCUUUACACUAUGCAAACCUUUGUAGGAUACACGAUCAUGUUGACAGUUAUGACAUUCAACGUGUGGUUGAUCGUCUCGACUCUCCUCUCCACGUUAUUCUGUGUUGGCUUUUCUAGUGUGUUCGCUUCUUACAAACCUACGAAGAUUCACGUUCAAUGUUCGAUACAGAAAUACUAAUUAUUAAUUUUAAAAAAUAAUUGAAUGUUCUUAAUAAUUUUUCUUAUAUUAGAAUUAUUAACUCUUGUAUUUGCAUGAAUCGGGGAUAACUAAUAUAUCUUUGUUAACCGAUUUUUGGGCCGUCCCAUAUAUCUGCCGCGUUUCAUCACAAUAUUUAAUCUCUGAAAGUUCUGUCUUUCACAGAGAGAGAGAGAUUUUACUCGAAUUAACGAUUCGUUUACUUUCUUCCUUAUAAAAGAUUAGGAAUAAAAUUUUAAAUUACGAAAAUAAUAGUGUAUAUAUUUAUGAAAAAUCAAUCAAUUUGGCAGUUAAAUAUAUACAUAUAUAUUUUACCAUUAAUUAAA